Messenger RNA from Pneumocystis carinii B80, 1370 nucleotides. RefSeq lists its product as hypothetical. The coding region runs from base 47 to 1324 and encodes 425 amino acids. Lineage: Eukaryota; Fungi; Ascomycota; Pneumocystomycetes; Pneumocystales; Pneumocystaceae. Gene Ontology annotation, molecular function: protein heterodimerization activity; DNA binding; TBP-class protein binding. The record is from RefSeq and is a predicted model, not a curated record. The transcript is spliced from 2 exons. Gene Ontology annotation, cellular component: SLIK (SAGA-like) complex; transcription factor TFIID complex; SAGA complex. Gene Ontology annotation, biological process: RNA polymerase II preinitiation complex assembly; DNA-templated transcription initiation.
AAGGGUAUAAAAGAAAUAGAUAAAUAAGAGAAGAUAAAGAGGGAAUAUGUCGCAAUUACAGGAGCUACAGGCACAAAUUACAAAGUAUGAACAAGCAGCGCAGCAAGCGGGGCUUCAAACGCCGCAAGGACAAGCACUUUAUCAAAAUGUUUGUCGAUUAAAACAAAAGCUUUUAGCUAUUCAAAGUGGAUCGACAAUGAAUGCUAAUAUUGAUAUUAUGAAAUCUCAAGGAAUGAUACAAGGAGUGGUACCUAUUAAUCAUGGAGUAAAACAAGCGUUAGAGGCGCAAAGUCAUUUACAACAAACAACGCAACAUUUUGUUAAAGCGAUUUCAGAGUUGAAAGAACAGCUUACGAAGAUUAAAACGGAAUUAUCUAAGCCGAAUAUUACGCAAAGAGAGAAGGAAGAAUUGGAAAAAGAGCAUAAUGAGAAGAUUACGGCGUUAAAUACGUAUCAUAUGCAUAUUCAAAAAGCUAGUCAGCAAUUCCAUCAAAUGCAGCAAAUGCAGGGUAUACAAGGACAGGAGAAUACGAUGAAGACAGGAAAUAUGCAUCAAACGAAUCCGAUGAUGCAAAAAGUUCAACCAAAUCAAGUAGCAAUGAAUAUUGCACUUCAACAACGAGCAUCAAUGCAACAAAUGAAUCCUAUAGCGAUUCAACAACAACAAAUUCCACAAGGAAACAAAAGUAAAGAGACAGUAGCGCCGGCGAUACAACAAUUUCGACAAAAUCCGGUAAAUAUUACAAAACCAUCAAUUCAGCAAACAGCAAAUCUACCGUUUCAACCGGUUUCCGGGCAAAUCGCACAAAAUCCAAAUGCACAUACAUCAUUUGAAAAAAUGCCACCUAUUCCUGAAGUUUUAAAUGUUAAACUACCCGUACCAGUGUCUAUUCCACCAUCAAGACCAACAUUAACAUCUGGUUAUACAACAACACCUUUAAUGAGUACACCUGGAAUUUCUAAACCACCACAAUACGAUAUUGAUAAUGGUAAUCGCAUAUUAAGCAAACGAAAGCUUCAAGAACUCGUAAAACAAAUUAAUCCUGAUGAACGACUUGAUCCUGAUGUCGAAGAGCUUCUUUUAGAAGUAGCAGAUGAAUUUGUAGAAUCAGUAGUUUCUUUUGCAUGUAGACUUGCAAAAUACAGAAAAUCCGAUACAUUAGAUGUUAAAGAUGUUCAACUACAUCUUGAACGUAAUUGGAAUAUUCGAAUUCCCGGAUAUACUAGUGAUGAAAUACGAAGCGUACGAAAGAAUAUUCCUUGUCAAGCAUAUCAACAAAAACAAAAUGCCAUUGCAACUGCCAAAUCAAUGAGUAAAGAAUGAAUCCUACAUUUAUACAUAAAAUUUUUGUCUAUCAUUAUCAUCAUCA